This is a messenger RNA of Etheostoma cragini (Arkansas darter), 4910 nucleotides long. RefSeq names its product tumor protein p53-inducible nuclear protein 2 (gene tp53inp2b). Gene Ontology annotation, biological process: autophagosome assembly; positive regulation of DNA-templated transcription. Gene Ontology annotation, cellular component: nucleus; autophagosome. The record is from RefSeq and is a predicted model, not a curated record. Bases 532 to 1488 code for a protein of 318 amino acids. Lineage: Eukaryota; Metazoa; Chordata; Actinopteri; Perciformes; Percidae. The transcript is spliced from 5 exons.
AGCUGUUUUGUACGUUGUACAUUCUGAUCCAAGGAUCAGCUGGAGGCAGCAAUAAACCGAAGGAAAAUCUGCAGCGGAAAAAAUAUAGGAGAGGGAAAAAAAGCUGCAGAUGUUAUGAUCUAAAAACAUCAGUGUAACAUUUUUACACGAAGCCCUUCUUCUAAGAAGAAAGCGAUUUAUUUUUGUAUGUUUUAACUACCUCACUUAAAGACUAAAGCUAUGCUUUAAGAAUUGUUGUUGUUUCUACUGUGUGUGAGAUCUCGUUUACAACUUGAAUAAUAUUUCAAAGGCAGGCCUUUGCUCCAAACCAAGUGAAUCCUUACAUUUGCACUACUGAAGCCUGUCCACUCUUGUUUGUCAAGACCGAGAUCCAGCAAAGGGCUUCAAGUGAAAAAAAGAGACAAAAAAAAUCAGAAUCGCUUAAAAAAGCAACAAGCGAUAUCUGAACAUAAAUAGGAAAUUCAAAAGGCAGCUACAGCUUUUUCUUUGCGGAAAACAAGAAGUCAUCAACACUUGACGAAACAAGCAGUCAUGUUUCAGCGUUUGAGCAACCUGUUGUUUGGGGAGGUAGAAGAGGUAGAAGCUGAGCUGAAGGGACCCAACCCUUGUGUGACGGAGGCCGACGAAGAGGGAUGGAUGCUCGUCAACCUGCCUGAAGAAUCUGACUGCAUGGUGCAAGCGGAGGAUGAGACGGGAGCCCCACUGAUUACACAAUCAUUCCCAGAUAGUAACCUAUCAAAUCAUCAAGUCACACAUACAAGGACUGACUGCCCGGCCCCUAUUCCCCUUCACCCCCACAAGCGCCGCAGGACACAUAAAGGCCGGGCACGAGGUGCGGUAGCACUAUCAGACCCCCUGUCUUGUCCAAGCACUAGCUCGUCAGAUUCAGGUGCCACCACACCUGUGACCCUGCCAAGACGGGGCAGACUAUCCACGCCGUCCUCCACCCCGUCAUUGUCCCCUGGCUCUGGAAGUGAUUGGGGGGUUAGAAGUAGGGCAGGUCCAGAGAGAGGCUGCAUGGAUGAGAGCUGGUUUGUCACCCCUCCCCCCUGUUUCACUGCAGAGGGAGCCACAGCGGAGGCCAGCCCAAUGGAGGACCUGCUCAUUGAGCACCCCAGCAUGUCUGUGUACGUCUCACCAAGCAACUUCUCCAUGGUCUCCAACAGCAACCUGUCUGUGGUGGGAGAGGAAAGCAUUGUCAGUCUGGCGAGCAGCGUGAGCAGAGUGGCAGAACCAGCUGGUUCCCCCGCCAGCCACAGCACCAUGCCCACCAGGGUGAGCCGUGGAGCAGCUGCCCAGGCUGGAGCUCUGGCCAAGGUCACCCAAGUGGCCAGGGUCCAGCGUAACAAAGCCCGCUUCGAGCGACGCCAUCUGGGCCGUAACCGCAUCCAACGCCAAAACCGCACCAGAGAGCAGGUCCCUCGCCACGCAGCCCAUGCCAGAAACACCUUCCUUCACCAACCCAGCAAGCGUAACAUCUGCCACUAAACUCCCCAGCAACCAGGGGGCACUGUUUACUCUGAGGGCAUUAGUAGUACACAGUCAACUCCAAUACACACUAUUAAAUGUAUUCACCCAUUGCAUAUUUGCUUUCAUUUCAGCACAUUUUAUCAUAUUACACUCAGAUACCAGUUGACCAUCUUUUUAAUUUUGGUCUAAUAGUCACAAACUAACUCCACCUGGUAGUUUUGUGCCCCCGUUCUGCUGUUAUGAACCAAGCCCUCUGAGUAGUUCCAUACCUUCAUUAUAGUUGUUGUCUAUUGGAGUAUCCAAACUAAAACUAAAAAUGUCUUCAUAAUAUUGAUACAGGUUAUACUUAGAAACAAUAAUGUCUGAGAAAACAACAAAAACUUUAGCUCUAUUGAUUUUUAGUAAAAUAUUGUUUUCUUACACUCUUCCUUGAGGCAUGUUUUUUUAAAUAAUUCAAUAAUUUAAUCCCUAAAGUACUGCUGUGAAUUUGGAGAUAAUGAUUUGAAAUUUAAGACAUCAAGUGUACUUUAAGAUGUUUCUGGUGGAAACCAUGCAAGACAGAGACAAGUUAAUCCACCAUGUAUUCAAAAGCUUUAGUACACAGGUGGUUGAUUUUUUUCAGAAAAUGUGGAAGGAUAUACCGUUGGUGACGAGAAGGAGAGGAAAAUCAUUAGGUCUGUCAACUUGUAAAGUAAAAGACAAGGCAUGGGGCAACCAGUUUCAUCAUAGGAAACAAACAUUGUGAUAUUUCUGUCUUCUCUUUGCGAAGGAUGAGAGUAAGUAGAAGAUUGCGAGAGAGCAAAACAGACUAAAGAGUAAUGUCAUGAAUUAGAACUAGACAUUAAAAAGAAUGUGGUUAGCGUGAAACAGUCAUAGGAAAGUGUUAUGUAACCCUGUGAGCAGCCUGUGAACAUUUAGAAAAUGACCCUUGUUUUGAAUGUUUCAUCUGUGUUGCUCUGGAUAAAGAAUCCAGAGCAACACAGAUAUUUUUGUGAAUAUGAAGAUUGGUGUUAUGGGCACCCUUAAUAAAUAUAUAAAUGGAAAAAAUGUAUAAGGAGUAUAACUGGAGUUCAAGGGAAAGGCUACAGGGCUUGCCUUUGGGUUACAGGGUAUGGCAGGUUAAAGUAAGUGCAGAGCGGUAUUGAUGGCAACUCUUUAUUUCGUUUUGUGACAUUGUUUUCUGCUUAUUUUGUCUUGUAAAUCAAAUAUCAUUUCACAGUCUCUCUCUGCAUGGUUCAACCAAAGACAGAAAAAAAGCUUGUUUCUCUCAGACAAAGUACACUUUUGGCUUUUAAGGCCAUCAAAUAAAAAAAAUAAAAAAAUAAAAAAAAAGAAGAAAAAAAAGCUCCCUGUGGUUAAAACACCGCAUGAUGAUCAUUAAAUGUGUGAUCCGUAGACUUAAGUAAUGUGCCCAGCACACAUCAGCCAUUUUCAUCCGUAGUGUGUGCUGGGAUCUUACGUUAUCCAUGUGAACACCAAAACGAAAGUACAACCUAUUUACACAUCAGUGCAUUUCAUUGAAAAUUCACUGACCGCCCAGGAGGCAACUGUCAACAGGCCUAAUUGUCUUGCAUAUGGUCGUACCAACCCAUUGCGCUCUAACAUCUACUCCAUUGCUUUCCACUUUCUUGUUAGCACAUCCAGCUCUAACAGUUUCCAUCUAAAGAUCUAGCUUACUGAUAUGUAUUCAACAACAAUAGUAAACAAUGGUGCUGAAGUGCAUACUAAUGUUUGUAAAUUAUUUGAGACAUGGAUGUAAGUUUGCACUGUCAUACAUUUUGUGAGUCAAAGUUUUAGCAGUGUGCUGUGUGCUUGUUUUUCUUUUGUGAUAAUUAUUUUCUUUUUGUUUUGAUUAAAAUUGUGUGUGAGAAGGUGUACUGACACGUUGCUAGAAACUCUUGAAAAAACAAACAAGAAUAAUGGUGAUUCUGUUGUAAAUAUUACAAAACAAUUUAUAAUGCUCCGUUAGAUGUCAAAGCCUCUCAGGACUUGAGUCCACAACGUUGUGUCCGAAGGGACUAAUGAGAAUUAUCUCUAUGCCUCACCUCUGUGCUCAUUAUAAAAUCAAAAGGGCAUUUCAUUGGCCAAAAGCGGUGUGUUUGCCCCUACUUCAGUCUUAUCUCUUUGAGAUGCACCAUAAAAAAGCACUAGACUUAGAGUUGGUAGGCCUAUGCUAUAGGCAAAUACUGCCCUCCAGAGGGUCCACUUAGCACAGAUGUAUGAAUGCAGGUGUGGAUAUGUACAAUGACAUGAUUUUACUACAAAGUGUUAAAAGGACAUAUUGUCUGGGGAUUCAUGUCAGAUUGUUUGGAAAAUGGAAAUGUCUUGUCUUAUUUAGAUCAUCUAGAUGAGUAAAAUACAUUAUUUUCCCAUGAAUGACGUAUACCACAUUGUUUUCCUUUCUGCCAAUAAUCCCAUACAUGACUGUUUUAUCCAUCCAACAUCCGUUAAUGUAUGAUAUAAUAUGAAUUGUAUAUGUUAUUCUGUUUAAAGAUGACUAUUAUGUAUCCUGUUGAUUCCUCCUAAUGGUGCACGAGAUGGAUCUGAGGGGAUGUGUCUAACCUGCACACACAGACACACACAUAGAUAGUGAUCUCUAUUACUAUUCUAAUUGAUUGUGUUUCCAAGUUGUAUUAGUUGUUUGUUGUAAAAUACAUACACAAAGAAAACAGGGUAAUAAUGAGAGAUCGUUUGUGUGCGUGUGUGUGUGUGUGUGUGUGUGUGUGUGUGUGUGUGUGUGUGUGUGUGUGUAUGCCCCUCUACCACUACAAACAUGUCCUGUGUGCUUUAAUUUGAUGUCUUCCUUUCUCACCUGCAUCAUGUAAAAUAGGAAAUGUGUUCUCAGUAUAUUGUGUGUGGUUUUUGGAAGGUGUGGUUUAAGGGUGAAAGUCAACAUUGAGGAGAGGGAGUGGUCACCUGGUGUACUGAUCCUAUGUGGAUUAUGGACAAGUAAAGGGUGAGGCAGGAGAUAGUUUAUAUAUUAAAAACAAUAUUAAAUAGAAUAGAAUAUGCUUGUAUUUUCCCAUAUAAUUAUUAUAACAGUGGUUCACCAAUAGGACAUUCUAAAUGUGAGGCAUUGAAUGUCUGGGGAGUUUCCAGUGGGAGUUCUAUAUGUUUUAUGUUGUGCCCUAAAAGGAUGGCAGCUUAAGAACACUUGGGGUUGCGCCCAUGUUACAUCUAAACUAGUACACCCAUCCCCUCAUAAAAAUGAAUUAUAGAGACACAUAAUAUUUGGUGUAUCUGAUAUCUACAGUAUGGUGAUUGUGCCUUUCACUAUUUUGGCAUGGUUUUUGUGAUGUACUGAUUUUCCCAUCCCCAAAGUGGACGGUAGUCCACUGACAGGCAAGACAUAUGCAAAAAUCAACUGAUGACUUUUUCAGCAUCCAUUCAGAAAUCACAGGUACACACCAAAAAAACAACAACAAUAAAUACUCAGGUUA